AUGGCUUCCGGUGAACAGAAAUUCCCUCCACAAAAACAAGACACACAACCUGGGAAAGAACAUGUUAUGGAUCCAUUACCUCAAUUCACUAACCCUGACUACGAACCAUCAAACAAACUUCAAGGAAAGAUAGCUGUAAUAACAGGAGGUGAUUCUGGAAUUGGACGUGCAGUGUGCAAUUUGUUUUCAUUAGAAGGUGCUACGGUGGCAUUCACAUAUGUAAAGGGUGAUGAAGACAAGGAUGCCAAGGACACGUUAGAAAUGAUCAAGAAAGCAAAGAGUGUUGAUGCUAAGGAUCCAUUGGCUUUAGCAGCUGACUUAGGUUUUGAUGAGAAUUGCAAGAGAGUCGUUGAUGAGGUCGUUAGUGCGUAUGGACACAUUGACAUUCUUGUUAACAAUGCAGCUGAGCAAUAUGAGUGUUCAUCAGUUGAGGAGAUUGAUGAACCCAGGCUUGAGAGGGUGUUUAGAACAAAUAUCUUCUCAUAUUUCUUCAUGACCAGGCAUGCAUUGAAGCACAUGAAGGAAGGGAGCAGCAUUAUUAACACAACAUCAGUGAAUGCAUACAAAGGAAACGCAAAACUACUGGACUAUACAUCUACCAAGGGUGCAAUAGUGGCAUUUACGAGAGGACUAUCACUUCAGCUUGUGAGCAAGGGAAUAAGGGUGAAUGGGGUGGCACCUGGACCUAUAUGGACACCAUUGAUACCAGCGUCUUUCAAGGAGGAAGAGACUGCUAAAUUUGGUGGUCAAGUUCCUAUGAAUAGAGCUGGUCAACCUAUUGAGGUUGCUCCCUCUUAUGUCUUUCUUGCGUCUAAUCAAUGUUCCUCUUAUUUUACUGGACAAGUCCUUCACCCCAAUGGUGGGAGCGUUGUGAAUGGUUGA
Lathyrus sativus (Indian pea) is the source of this 882-nucleotide messenger RNA. The record is from the annotation of a GenBank genome assembly. NCBI's taxonomy places the organism in Eukaryota, Viridiplantae, Streptophyta, Magnoliopsida, Fabales, Fabaceae.